Messenger RNA from Bolinopsis microptera, 1015 nucleotides. RefSeq names its product large ribosomal subunit protein uL23m-like. Lineage: Eukaryota; Metazoa; Ctenophora; Tentaculata; Lobata; Bolinopsidae. Bases 115 to 438 code for a protein of 107 amino acids. Gene Ontology annotation, biological process: mitochondrial translation. The record is from RefSeq and is a predicted model, not a curated record. The transcript has 3 exons. Gene Ontology annotation, cellular component: mitochondrial large ribosomal subunit; ribosome. Gene Ontology annotation, molecular function: structural constituent of ribosome.
ACAAGGUCUCUCCUAUUUGGACGUCAGGGCAUCUCUGCCACUCUCUGGAAAUACCAUACAAAACAAAGCAACAUCCAAAGAAAACGGCCUCCGAUCGUAUUCACACAGUACUGGAUGCGAGUUAUACCUCCUCGAGAUGGGAUACCUACCAACACCGUCAUGUUCGAAUGUAGUUUCCAGAUGAAUAAGACAGAGAUUAAGGACUACCUCAAAGAUAUUUACAAUUUGGAGACGCAGCAAGUCAAUACAGAGGUUGUGGACGGGGAACGAUUCAAGUUCCAAGUUCCCGAAUUAGGAAUCAAAACGCACACAAACACUCAUAAGAAGAUAGCAUACGUGGUUCUAAAAGACCACGAUAUGAGUUAUCCUAACGAUGAAUUUUUUAAAUCUCCCGAUUCAUCACCCGAAUCAUCUGAUUUAGUAGUUGCCCCAUCUUGACGGUAGAGCAUUGCUGAUCCAUGCUGCAAACAUCUGGUAACAGCCUCCGCUCUUUGUUGCUCAGAAUUGGCGCAAUGCCAAAAUCUGUAGAGCUGGAUACUCUUCCUCUUCCUAUAUUUCUGAUUCUUAUAUUGAAUAAAUAUAGUUAGACCACAACUAAUGAUUCUCUUUGUAUGCCAUGUUUUGCAAGUUACCCCGGUAAAUCAAGUUACCCCGGUAAAUCAAGUUACCCCAGUAAAUCAAGCUUCCCCGACCUAAAUCAAGCUUCUUCACAAACUGGUUUUUUAUUACUUGUUGACCUUCACUGAAGGUCCUUCAGUAAUGAUAGCCACGGUGAGACUUGAGUCCCAUGAUGAACUGUCGGAUAACUUUCAGGGUGAUACAAAUGGUUCUUCUAUCUUAACACAUAUGAAUGUGCUUAUUUUAGCUGGGGUAUACGAAGAUUUUUAAAGUUCGUUUUAUGUUUAAAUACCAGUUUUAGGGCUAUGACGAGUUUUACAUUUGCCACUGACUUAAUGAUUUAAUUUAUUACUGAAAACUGUGACCCUGUUUUAUUAGCUUAUUGAGAAUAUAUUCU